AUGGCCGCCUCCACCAUGUCUGUCUGCUCUGACGCUUGCACCAACUCCUCCUGGCAGGUGGACGACUGCCCAGAGAGCUGCUGUGAGCCUGGCUGCUGUGCCCCCAGCUGCUGUGCCCCCAGCUGCUGUGUCCCCAGCUGCUGCCAGCCCAGCUGCUGUGCCCCAGCCCCCUGCCUGACCCUCAUCUGCACCCCAGUGAGCUGUGGGUCCAGCCCCUGCUGCCAAUCUGCCUGCAGCAGCUGCUGCACACCCUCAUGCUGCCAGCAGUCUAGCUGCCAGCCCUCAUGCUGCCAAUCCUCCUGCUGUGUGCCUGUCUGCUGCACACCCAUCUGUUCUGGCUCCUCCUCAUGCUGCCAGCAGUCUAGCUGCCAGCCAGCAUGUUGCACCUGCUCCCCCUGCCAGCCAUCCUGUGUGACUCUUUGCUGCAAGCCUGUCUGCUGCACACCCAUCUGCUCUGGAUCCUCAUGCUGCCAGCAGUCUAGCUGCCAACCCUCAUGCUGUCAAUCCUCCUGCUGUGUGCCUGUCUGCUGCAAGCCUGUCUGUUGCACACCCAUCUGUUCUGGCUCCUCAUGCUGCCAGCAGUCUAGCUGCCAGCCCUCAUGCUGCCAGCCAUCUUGCUGUGUGCCUGUCUGCUGCAAGCCUGUCUGCUGCAAGCCCUGCUCCAGUGUGUCCCUGCUCUGCCGCCCUGUGUGCAGACCCGCCUGCUGUGUGCCCAGCUCCUCCUGCUGUGCCUCCUCCUGCCAGCCCAGCUGCUGCAAGCCCUGCUCCAGCGUGUCACUGAUCUGCCGCCCUGCUUGCUCCAGCCAGGCCUGCUGUGGCCUCUCUUCUGGCCAGAAGUCCAGCUGCUGA
This is a messenger RNA of Arvicola amphibius (Eurasian water vole), 849 nucleotides long. Its product is annotated as keratin-associated protein 10-4-like. Lineage: Eukaryota; Metazoa; Chordata; Mammalia; Rodentia; Cricetidae. The coding region runs from base 1 to 849 and encodes 282 amino acids. The record is from RefSeq and is a predicted model, not a curated record. The transcript has a single exon. Gene Ontology annotation, cellular component: keratin filament.